CGUCUGGUCGCGAUGAACAUGCCUCUGAACGCUGACGGGAUGGUGACCUUCAACGCUACGCUCUUCGCUCUGGUUCGCACUGCGCUCAAGAUCAAGACUGAAGGUAACCCUGAUCAGGAGAACGAGGAGCUGAGGGGGAUUAUCAAGAAGAUCUGGAAAAGAAUGAAACCAAAACUACUGGACGAAGUGAUUCCACCACAUGAAGAGGAGGAAGUUACCGUCGGAAAGUUUUACGCAACGUUUCUGAUCCAGGAUUAUUUCAGGAAGUUUAGGAAGAGGAAGGAGAAGGGUACUUUGACCGGAGAGCCCGACGCCACCAACACGUCUGCUGUACAGUUGUGUAAAGCCGGUCUGAAGACGCUGCAGGAUCUGGGUCCAGAGAUGCGUCUGGCUCUGAACGAGGACAUGGACGAGGACGAGGAGGAGGAGGACGCCAUGAUAGAGGACGAGGAGCAGGAGGAGAACGCUGCUUACAAGGGUGAAAAUGGAUUUGGGCCAGAGAGAGAUCGGCGAGGCUCCAUCCUGACCACGCCCACAGGUCCUGGCGGUGUAGUCGGAGACGUGGGCGUGUCUAAUGGGGGCCUGAUCCACCGGGUCGGUUCUCUCACUAAGAUGCCAAAUGGCAGCGACCACGACGAAAAUCUUCACCGUGGAGACAACAUGAGGUCAUCUUUCAAUCAUCAUCAUCAGCGACGCCCAUCAGAGAAGAAUGGUCUCCUGGACCGCGCCCACAAGAGACCGUCAUACUACAAACAUGGAAGGAGGGACUCGAGGGACAGAUACUGGAGGAACGGGGACAUGGAGACGUACGGAGAGCAAGGUUACUACAGCAGAGAGGAAGACAACGACAGCAUCACCUCCAGGGACAGACAUUACCCUGACGAGCCUCGAAUGUACAGAGACCACUACAAUGGCCACGCCCCCUACACCAACAAUAGCUAUGGUAACGGGUACAGCGAGAGCAGGAGGACGACACGGAGACGCCUACUUCCUGCUACACCCACAGGUCGGAAACCGUCGUUUAACAUCCAGUGUCUGAGGAGGCAGGGGAGCAGUGAUGACCUGCCCAUCCCUGGAACGUACCACCCCACCUCGCCGCCACGCCGCACACGCACACAGACGUUCAGCAGUUAUGAGACUCAUCACUCUUCCGGCCGCCCCAUGCCGACCUCCUCGACAUCCUGGGCGAACCCGUGUCCUCGUCGUGGACGCCUCCUCUACGCUCCUCUCAUCCUGGUGGAGGAGGAAGGCAGUCCGGCCUGGGGGGGAGGAGGACCAGGGGGGGAAAGGAAAAAGGGAGAAGCAGGAAGAGGGGUCAGUGUGACAGGAGCAGAACCCAGACCGGCGUGGUACGGUGACCCUGCAGGGACAUCAGCGCCGCCGCCGCCGCCGCCAUACCGGGCUUACACCACGCUCAGAGUUCCCUCUCAGCUCGGAGCUCAGUUCACAGAGAAACGAGGAUCAGCCGACAGUCUGGUUGAGGCGGUUCUGAUCUCUGAAGGUCUCGGUCUUUACGCUCGGGAUCCUAAGUUCGUGGCGUUUGCAAAGCGAGAGAUCGCAGAUGCAUGUCACAUGACGGUGGAUGAGAUGGAGUCCGCUGCCAGUGACCUGCUCGGAUCAGCGAGCCACAGUUUACUUAGCAACACCGCUGCCGCCGACCCCGCCGCUCUCUACAGCGACGAGGAGCCAAUCAGGACGGGUCGCGACGAGGAUGAACUGGCUGACGAGAUGACCUGCGUGACAUCAUUUUGAACUUCUGGACCAAUCAAGGUUAAAUAGGACCGAGAGAGGCGGGACAUCUGUAGCCUGUCUGGGUUUGAUUGAAAGACAUUUGACCAAUCAGAAGAGAAGAGAGAGAAAGGGGUGGGGUUUAAUUAAAACUGCCAAAAGCCAAAUUGUGUGAGUUUGAGGGGUUAAAGGUCAAAGUGGAGGAAGAGACGAAAGAAGCUAAUAAAAAGGGAAGUGAUGGAGGCAGGAGAAAAAGGGAAGAAGAAGGAGAAGAGGAACUAAGGAGGGAGGGGUGCAAAAGAAUGGAUGGAAGAAAAAUGAAAGAAUAGAAUAAAACAAAGUAUCGGAAAUAGAAG
Molecule: messenger RNA, 2084 nt
Organism: Paralichthys olivaceus (Japanese flounder)
Lineage: Eukaryota; Metazoa; Chordata; Actinopteri; Pleuronectiformes; Paralichthyidae
Source: RefSeq, a predicted model, not a curated record